Messenger RNA from Symbiodinium sp. CCMP2456, 1758 nucleotides. Lineage: Eukaryota; Dinophyceae; Suessiales; Symbiodiniaceae. The record is from the annotation of a GenBank genome assembly.
AUGUCUGGAUACGCUCAGCAAGCUGUGGCGAAAAAGAAUGCCUCUGAGAAAAAAGGCCAGACAGCGGCCAAAGAGCGGCCCGAUCGUCGCCCAGAUCGGACGAAACCAAUGAAGUUUGACAACGAGAGUGGCAAAUGUGGGAACCCAGCAGAAGACAACUGGCGCCCAGGCAAACGAAUGAACAUCCAGGCCCAGGAUACCGGACGAAUACAGAACAAGACGAUCGUCUCAGUGGAAAGUCCGGAGUGGAUGAAGUCCUUCUUCGAGAACAACCGCUCGUACUUUGAGCAGAAAGGGAUAGCUCAGAAGCUGAAGAAGCCAGCUGGAGGAGACGAAAUUGCUGCCGGUAUUGGCAGCUCGGCCAGGACACAGGGCAAGAAGGUUGGAGCUGCGCUGCGAGAUGAUACGGGAGUAUCGCUGAGCCAAAACGUCUCAGCGCAGCUGGACAGCAUCGUUUGCGUCGAGAUGGUGAUGUUUCAUGUGAUUGAGCGCCGAUGUUUGGGAACAAGAGGCUCCAGGCUCAAGGUGACCCGAGUCGUUCACUUUCCUGGUUCCUCGGGCAAAGAGCCCCUCGGACGCUAUGGGGCAGUGUGGAGUGCCGGUACCCAUCCUGCCUCUCAGCUGUCGUACGAACAGGUUCCCGAGUGGAUGCAGACCGCCUCGGCCAUGGAGGCUGUGGAAGCGACGCCCCGACGAGCCCGUUCCGCAGAUGACUUGUCGAGGCCGGCCGGGGUGGACACCCAUCGGAUUUGGGACCAGUCCUUCCGCAACAAAGCCACCGGCAACAUUCAUCCAUCGACUGGCCGCAUAAACUACAGCAGCCUGCAAUCGCCCGACUUUCCUUUGGAUUCUGGGCUGGAGCACCGCCAAGCUUACGAGGAGAGAGCGAAGUCCGCGCCAAACUCUGCCCGCAAGGGCUACGAUAACGGCUACGUUGCGGCCGGGGGAGGGAAGGACAAAAAGAGCAAAAAGGGCACGGUGGUUGAUGGGGGCACUGGAAAGGUUGCCAACAACUCCAUUGUCUCCGUAGAGAGCCCACAGUGGAUGAAGCAGCCCUUCGAGAGCAAUCGAUCCUUUUUCGAGAAGCAAGGGGUGGCUGAGAAAUUGAAGGCCAUGUCGUAUGAGGAGCAUGAGGAAAACUUCGUCGCUGGUCGCAGGGUGCCAGUCAGACCUAAGCAGGUCUUCAAGCAAGUCAAGAACGAGGAGGGCAAGAUCCAGAACCUCAGCAUCGUUUCUGUUGGGGCUCCGCAGUGGAUGAAGUCGCCCUUCGAGUCGAAUCGCCCCUACUUCAUGUCUCAGGGCAUCGCUCAGCGCCGCCAGAAUGAGCCUGCAGAGCAAGUUUCCGCGAUGGAGUUGGACUUGCAAGAGGCACCUGAAGGCAGACGGCCAAGCUCGACUCCGCCGAAGUGCUCGAAGGCGCAGGGGCCCCCAUCACACUCCGCAGAGCGCGCGCAGCGCAGCCGGAAGUCUGGGUCAGAGGCGUCGGGAACCGCUUCAGCUUCGCGCAGGACCAGCAGUGCUGCCAGCACGACUUCCUACUCAGCCAGACAUUCGAGACUUUGGCAGCUAGAAUAUGACCCAGAAGCAGAUGCCCCGCCAAAAUUCCCUCAGCUCUGUCCAGCUGCAGAGUGCGCAGUCCUGCCAAACUUAUACCUGGACCAGGCGAUGAAGCUGCGGCUGCAGGGGGACGCUGGUGUGAACGUCGAUGAGGAAAUAUUCUUGCAAGACUCAGUGCCGGGUAUGCCCAUGCACUCCUAA